Messenger RNA from Amphimedon queenslandica, 1352 nucleotides. RefSeq names its product 5'-methylthioadenosine/S-adenosylhomocysteine nucleosidase-like. Bases 14 to 1261 code for a protein of 415 amino acids. The transcript has 7 exons. NCBI's taxonomy places the organism in Eukaryota, Metazoa, Porifera, Demospongiae, Haplosclerida, Niphatidae. The record is from RefSeq and is a predicted model, not a curated record. Gene Ontology annotation, molecular function: methylthioadenosine nucleosidase activity; adenosylhomocysteine nucleosidase activity. Gene Ontology annotation, biological process: nucleoside metabolic process. Gene Ontology annotation, cellular component: cytosol.
AGAUGAGAAGAAAAUGAAAUGCACUUUGCCCGGCACUAAAUCACCUACUAACAGUGGGAAAGAGCAGCAUUGGAGCUGGUUUGAGAGCUCAACUGAAGAAAAAAGUGUGAAUGAUGCCGAUGGUUCUCCAAGAAAUGCUGACUCAUCAGAUCCAGUGCAGACUAUCACUGAUUCUAAUGCUUUAUCAAAAACAGUUUCUGAUGAUACCACACAAGACAAUACAGCACCAGCUCCUACUAUUGCUAAAGAUGGAGCCACAAGCACUGUUGGAGCAGAAGAAGGACAACCUUCAGCUCAAGUCAACCAGCCACCAACUACUGGAGGAGGCAAUACAGUUUUUAAUAUAUACAAUAUUAAUAGUCAAGUUCAAGGACAAGGUAAUAAUUGCACAGUUUCUGGUAGCACACAAACCAGUACUAACUUGUUUAAUAGCAUGAACACUGUUACAGUAGCAGGAAAAGAGGAAAAUGUAUCUGAUGAUGUCACUAAAGGUAUUAAAUUCCUGCUGAUGACUGCCACUGAUCCAGAGCUGAAAGAAGUAUUGGAGUACUUGAAGCCGUUAGAUGGUCAGAAUAAAGUUAUUAAGAAGUUAAAAGAAGGUGGUGUUGAUAUUUACAUUGGAAAGUAUGGGAAGCACCCAGUUGUUGUUGUACAGAGUGCACCUACAAAGGAAGAUCAAGGCUCCUUACCUGCUGAAGCAGUCACAAACAAGAUGAUGGAGAUAUUUAAGCCAAGAUAUAUUAUCGCCAUUGGAAUCUGCUUUAAAUUGCAUCAAAAAGUAAACCUUGGUGAUGUCAUUGUUUCUGACUGUAUCAUGAAUUUACAUAACAUUCGUAUGGAACCAGAUUGUAUCAACCCUCGUAUAAAAUAUCCAGUACAAGCGGGAGAUACUCUUGUACCAUUAUUUAGGAAAGCUGAUAAUUUUAAAAAGAUGAAAUCUUCUAAUAAAGUAAAUGCUGAAGAAGUCAAAGUUCAUUGUGGUCCCAUGGUUUCUGUUCCUGCUUUGGUUGAUGACCCAGAAUUUAAGGAGAAAAUAAAAAAAGCAUGUCCUGAUGCUCUUGCUGGUGAAAUGGAAGGAGCUGGAAUAUUUUAUGCUGCUAUAAAAGCUAAACAUAAAGUGGAAGCUAUUGUCAUUAAAGCUGUUGCUGAUUUGGCUGAUGGGAAGAAGAUUGAAUACAAAGCUUGGAAGCCUUUCGCAUGUCAGGCAGCUGCAGAAUAUGUUCUUCAUCAUUUGGAUGAUGAUCGUACAAUUGAUCUGUAGACUGUAGUGUGAACUAGAGUGAAACAAUUAAUGGUUUUAUUAGUUACUUUUAGUUUUUGUUGUGAAUUUAAUUUAUGCCUUUUUUGAAAAA